AAGACUCCAACCCUUUCUCACCGGGCGCCAAAAACCCCUUUCGUCGCUUUAUCAACAAACCUUACUCUCUCCUUUCAAACGUAGUGGCAGAGCAGAACUCCAAAUUGAAAAGCUCCUCAUAAAUCAGAAGAGAGAUAUUGAGAGAGAUUGCACUCUGGUUCGUCUUUCUCUAUCGGCGCCACCUAUUCGAUUUGAUUAUUGUUUGGUUUCGAUUUGAGCAUGGACCUUCAGAACACAGUGAAAGAAGCCCUAAAUGCACUGUACCAUCACCCUGAUGAUGCGGUGCGCAUGCAAGCCGAUCGCUAUCUCCAAGAUUUCCAAAGAACUUUGGAUGCCUGGCAGGUGGCUGAUAAUUUACUUCAUGAUCCCAGUAGCAAUCUAGAAACCUUAAUAUUUUGUUCUCAGACCUUGAGAAGCAAGGUACAAAGGGACUUUGAGGAACUCCCUUCCACAGCUUUUCGGCCAUUGCGUGACUCAUUGAAUACACUGCUGAAAAAGUUCCACAAAGGUCCUCCAAAAGUCAGAACACAGAUUAGCAUUGCGGUGGCUGCCUUGGCAGUGCACGUUCCUGCAGAAGACUGGGGGGAUGGUGGUAUAGUCAAAUGGCUUAGGGAUGAGAUGGAUUCCCAUCCAGAAUAUAUACCGGGAUUCUUGGAGUUACUUACAGUUCUACCAGAGGAAGUAUUAAAUUAUAAGAUAGCAGCUCGCCCAGAAAGGCGACGUCAAUUUGAAAAAGAGCUUACAUCUCAAAUGGAAGUUGCUCUUAAUAUAUUGACAGCUUGUUUGACUAUUUCUGAACUUAAGGAGCAGGUUCUAGAGGCAUUUGCUUCGUGGCUUCGCUUAAAGCAUGGGAUUCCGGGAUCAGUUCUGAGCUCUCAUCCGUUGGUUCUCACAGCAUUAUCAAGCUUGAAUUCCGAGUUACUUUCAGAGGCAUCUGUAAAUGUGAUUUCUGAAUUAAUACAUUACACGGCAGCAGGCAAUAGUGAUGGUGUUUCUGCAAAUAUGCCCUUAAUUCAAGUCAUUGUACCUCAAGUUAUGAAUCUUAAAGCUCAGCUUAGUGAUUCUACAAAGGAUGAGGAAGAUGUCAAGGCGAUUGCUAGGUUAUUUGCAGACAUGGGUGAUUCAUACGUGGAACUGAUUGCAACUGGUUCAGAUGAAUCAAUGCUAAUUGUGCAUGCAUUGUUGGAAGUUGCUUCACAUCCUGAAUAUGAUAUUGCUUCUAUGACUUUUAACUUUUGGCAUAAUCUUCAGUUAAACUUGACCAAAAGGGAGUCCUAUAUUUCAUAUGGUAAUGAAGCUUGCAUUGAAGCUGAGAGAAAUAGAAGGCUGCAGGUUUUCCGUCCUGCAUAUGAGUCACUUGUAUCACUGGUUAUCUUUCGGGUUCAGUAUCCUGAAGAUUAUCAAGACCUUUCAUACGAGGAUCUUAAGGAAUUUAAGCAGACCAAAUAUGCUGUUGCAGAUGUAUUGACAGAUGCAUCAUCAGUACUUGGUGGCGAUGCCACACUUAAAAUUCUUUACGUGAAACUGCUUCAGGCUGUAUCUGGUCAUGGUAAUGAUGAACACAAGGAAUGGCGACCAGCUGAGGCUGCUUUAUUUUGUAUUCGGGCUAUAUCAAACUAUGUGUCAGUUGUUGAAGCAGAAGUAAUGCCUCAGAUCAUGGCCUUGCUUCCGAAACUUCCUCAUCAACCCCAACUACUUCAGACAGUGUGUUUAACUAUUGGAGCUUAUUCAAAAUGGCUUGAUUCUGCGUCCUGUGGACUGUCUGUACUGCCAUCGGUUUUAGAUAUCCUAAUGAAUGGCAUGGGUACAUCUGAAGAUUGUGCAGCUGCUGCUGCUUUGGCAUUUAGACACAUUUGUGAUGAUUGCCGGAAAAAGCUUUGUGGAUGCUUAGAGGGUUUGUUCCACAUCUACAAUAAGACAGUUAAUGGAGAAGAUAGUUUCAAAGUUCCUGCUGAAGACUCGUUGCAUCUGGUUGAAGCAUUAAGUAUGGUCGUUACUGAACUUCCUCCAGAUGAUGCUAAGAGAGCUCUUGAGGCGUUAUGCAUACCAGUCAUAACUCCUUUACAGGAAGCUAUUGCUCUAGGUCCAGAAAGCUUGAGUAAAAGACCUUCUCGUCAGUUAACAGUUCACAUUGAUAGAUUUGCUUACAUCUUUAGAUACGUAAAUCAUCCUCAAGUUGUGGCAGAUGCUAUUCAACGGCUAUGGCCUAUUUUUAAGGCCAUCUUUGAUCUUCGUGCUUGGGACAUGAGAACAAUGGAAUCUCUUUGCCGAGCAUGUAAAUAUGCAGUGAGAACUUCUGGAAGAUUCAUGGGGCUCACAAUUGGUGCCAUGCUGGAAGAGAUUCAGAGUCUAUACAGGCAGCACCACCAACCAUGCUUUCUUUAUCUCUCCAGUGAAGUUAUAAAGAUAUUUGGUUCUGAUCCAUCUUGUGCUGACUACCUGAAAAGUUUGAUUGAGGCGCUUUUUCAACAUACAACACGUCUUCUCACAAAUAUUCAGGAAUUCACAGCCCGUCCUGAUAUAGCCGAUGAUUGUUUCUUGUUGGCAUCAAGGUGUAUUCGCUACUGUCCUCAACUGUUUAUUCCCUCAUCUGUUUUUCCUUCUUUAGUUGAUUGCUCUAUGAUUGGCAUCACAGUACAGCAUAGGGAGGCUUCUAAUUCCAUAUUGCAUUUCUUGGCUGAUAUUUUUGAUCUUGCAAAUUCCUCUGUGGGGGAGCAAUUUAUUCCAAUAAGAGACGGUGUAAUUAUUCCUCGAGGUGCCAGCAUCACCAGAAUUUUGGUUGCUUCAUUAACGGGAGCACUUCCAAAAUCUCGAGUGGACGUGGUAUCUUAUACGCUACUGGCCUUAACUCGAUCAUAUGGGAUGCAAGCGCUGGAAUGGGCUAAAAAGAGUGUUUUAUUAAUUCCGUCGACAGCUGUUACAGACGUGGAGCGAUCAAGAUUCCUAAAAGCUCUUUCUGAUGCAGCAUCCGGAGGUGAUACUAAUGGGCUUACCGUUCCUGUUGAAGAGCUCUCAGAUGUUUGCCGACGUAACAGAUCAGUUCAGGAAAUAGUUCAAGAAGCUUUGAGACCGCUUGAGUUGAACAUGGUGAAUGUAUCAUAGACGAUUGGUAAUGCCUGUGAUAGGGAGGGCCAUUUUGUUUAGGUCCUGUCUGUUAGCUAGGCUAGUUGGUUGUGUAUUAUCUAUCUGUUAUAUUCUUUUCUUUUUUUAUCUAUUAUCAUUCUCCAAUUUUUCAGGAGAAUUUGCCCCUGCAUGAUCUGUUGUGUUGGCCGGAAGAAAUUAAAAUGGGUGUUGUAUCUUUUAUUUGUCUUGAGAUGUGGGAUUGGUGAGUGAUGUUUGUCCCGGUUGUCAUUUUUGGGGGGAGGGAGGUUACAUGGUAUACAAUUGUAAUUUAAUGGAAACAGAAAAAGUGGGGGGAAAUAGAGAACAUUGAUAAGUUGUUUCAAUUUUUUAAGUUUGGAAUGAAUAUGGAAUUUGGAAUC
Messenger RNA from Vigna unguiculata (cowpea), 3482 nucleotides. RefSeq names its product ARM repeat superfamily protein (gene MOS14). Gene Ontology annotation, molecular function: small GTPase binding. Gene Ontology annotation, cellular component: cytoplasm. NCBI's taxonomy places the organism in Eukaryota, Viridiplantae, Streptophyta, Magnoliopsida, Fabales, Fabaceae. Gene Ontology annotation, biological process: protein import into nucleus. The record is from RefSeq and is a predicted model, not a curated record.